Molecule: messenger RNA, 3798 nt
Organism: Wasmannia auropunctata (little fire ant)
Lineage: Eukaryota; Metazoa; Arthropoda; Insecta; Hymenoptera; Formicidae
Gene: RtGEF
Product: rho guanine nucleotide exchange factor 7
Exons: 13
Coding region: 572-3559 (995 amino acids)
Molecular function (GO): protein binding; guanyl-nucleotide exchange factor activity
Source: RefSeq, a predicted model, not a curated record
AUGAACGCGGUAAAAAAUACCUUCACGGCCGCGACGAUGUAUCACCCUGCGGCGAUGUGUUCGUAAUUAUAUAGUCACGUGACACACGGGUUGCGCUUAUUUAUAGACACGAGUCUAUCAAAGUUUUUGGCAGAAGCGCGUGUGCGCAUACGCUCCGGGGCAUGUGUAUGUCACUACAGCACCGUAUACGACUGUAUCACAAUGAGCAUAUAUGUAUGUGUAUGUGACUGCACUUCCACAUUUGUGCAUAGUGUAGGUGCGCGAUGAACUUUUUCGUGACAGGCGCAAGAGUGUGUUGUUGGUCAGCUGGAACAUGUGACGAGGGGGCUCGGUGCCUCGGUCCGUCGAUGUUUUGAGUUCUGACCAGUUUUGACGCAGCGGACUUUCUUAAAAAUAGGAGCUACGGGCUGUGCUGGUCGAGACAGGCGUCUUGUCGCAUCGCGAGGAGGGGGGGGGGGCCUUGUUGUGUGGCCUUUGAAGGCUGUUGAUCCGUGAAAGAAAGAUGCGCGCUACCUCGGGAUUAGAUCACCGACAUUCUUCUACGUAUCGCGGCUAACGAAACACGAGAAUUAUGUCGAAGCCCGAUGCGCCGAAAUUCGUCACGGCACUCUUCUCCUUCAAAGGGAAGAAUAACGAUGAACUGUGUUUCAAGAAAGGGGAUGUAAUAACGAUAACGCAGGUGGACGACGAAGGCUGGUGGGAGGGCACAUUGAACGAUAAGACUGGUUGGUUCCCUUCGAAUUACGUCAAGGAAUAUAAGGUUCCAGAUGGUGGUCAUGCGUCGAUUAAGACGUCCCCAGAAAGGAGUCCGCAAGAGUCGCCUGUGCAUCAGAAACUCAAUCGCGAUAUAGUGUUAAAGGAUAUCGUUGAUUCUGAAAGAGUGAAUGUAGCUGAGCUCCAAGGGCUGAUGAAUAAUUUUUUACAACCUCUUGAAACAUCGAAUAUACUGAAGAAAGACGAGUAUAAGCAACUACUUGGUAAUAUACACGAGGUCUUGGAGACUCACCAAUGUUUGUUGGCAAAUUUGGAAGGAACCAUUUUGCAGGGACUCUCUGCGAGAGUGGGCAAUCUUUUCUUAACUAUUGCGCCAAGGCUGAAGUCUAUUCAUACUACAUAUUGUAACAAUCAUCCGCAAGCUGUUUGCAUAUUAGAUAGGUACAGAGAUGAAUUAAAUGAAUUUAUGGAACGUAGUGGAGCGAUAUCACCUGGUAUAUUGGUAUUAACCACUGGUCUUAGCAAACCGUUCCGAAGAUUGGACAAAUACUCUGCUAUGCUUCAAGAGUUAGAAAGAUACACCGAAAAAAAUCAUCCCGACAGAGGAGACACUCAACGUAGUAUAACAGUAUAUAGGGAAAUCGCGGAUCAUUGCGCUUCCAUACGUAAGCAGCGUGAAUUAGCACUUCAAAUAUUAACUAGUGGAAUUAAAGGUUGGGAAGGUGAAGAAUUGAAUUCGCUAGGCGAGAUUAUUCACGUCGGAUCUGUAACUCUAGCGACCGGCGUAGAUCGUAGAGAUAGAUACUUUGUUUUAUUUCCUACCACACUGCUGGUACUUAGUACCAGCCCCAGGAUGAGUUCCUUCAUUUACGAGGGAAAACUUCCGUUAACCGGCAUUAAUGUAACUGGAAUGGAAGAUACGGACGAGAUAAGGAAUGCUCUAGAAGUCACUGGACCAAUGAUUGAAAGCAUCGUCGUGCUGUGCGCCACAAAAGAAGAGAGACAGCGUUGGAUCGAUCUCUUAACUCAGGAGCAGUGUACUAGCCUCCUGAAAUCGCCAACCGUGCCUCGUGUGAGUUUCCAUCAUCCUCCGUACGCUCGACUCUCGAGAUACUUUGCGAAGCUCGUGAGGAGAAAAGUCAUAUAUCCUGAAUUGAUGAAGAAAUUGUUAUAUAUUCAAUAUGUUCUGAGGCCAGAUUUGACUAGCGUGAAAAUGAGAAAGUGCAAUGUGACCUACACUAUUUUUCCUACUCGCGCUAGCGAAGGAUCAGAGUCAGAUGAAAGUAAUGCGCAAGAGGAACCGCGAAUAUUGCGUAAAUCCUCGUUGAUACUGGACGUUAGAUAUGUAAUAGACAAUACUGAUCUCAGUACCGUCGGAAUAGCAAGCACUUCCUCACUCACGAAUUUCGCACCGAGAGUUGAUUGCGACAAUCGAUGUACCUUCGAGACUAGUAAGAGUUUACCCGCUGGUGCUAUAACGAGUCACGUCCUGCCGAACGUUCCGCUCGCGUCAAGCAAGUCGUAUACGUCAAAUCUUCAAGCACGCAAUAAAUUUUGUCGGGAGCAUUUGGAGAUAUCACAUGGCGGAGGUCAGACUGUAAAUUAUAAAUAUUUGAGAGCUAUCGAGGAGUUUUAUCCAAAGAACUCGGACGUCCCGGUUCGAUAUUCCACGACUUCCGCAUCCCAGAACGAUGAUAACUGCGAUAGCAUCGGGAGAGAAUUUGGAGAAACGUGCGCAAAUAUUAGCUUACGGUCUUCGGAUUCGGGAAUGGCCGAGAGUUAUCACUUGCGUUCAUCCGAAAUCAAUUCCUGUUACAAGUCGUACACGUCUAGUCAUGCUAAGUAUAUAGAUCCUGUGAGAACGUCCCAUAGCGAAAGCGAUAACGAUGAGAAUAAGUUCGAGCAUCAGUGUAUUUGCACCUCGCCAUUUGGCUCUACGCCUCGAGACAGUGCUCACUCGCUGGCCUCGUCGAAAAAUAUUGACGAAUGUACAAGCCUCGCGAAAUCUAAUGAUGUCGGUAGCGACGCUAACGACGACGAGCCCAGUAAUAGUGGGAAGAAAACUCAAGAGACUGUAUUUAUUCAUCCUCUGUUAAAUUAUGGGAAUGUACAAGGAAAAAGGUAUACGCAACCGAUACCGUAUGCGCAUCAGUGCGUAAUUAAGAAAAUCGGGAGGCGCGUAGUUCGUCCAAUCCAGCCAAUUAUGGAGGAACAUGACGAGCCGACAAACCAAGUGUAUUCAUCUGGAUUAUAUGCUCAUUGGUGGCUCAAGAAAUCUAUCCCGAUAUUUGGAUGCACGGAACAAGCCAUGUUGUGUGAACAGACGAGCAAUCAAUCGAACGGAAAGCACCAACGACCGGCAAUGGAGCAUUGUACAUCUCCAGGAAUUAAGACACCUUGGAGUAUUGCAUCCUUAAGACCUGCUCCUCCCCUGUAUUCUCUUAAAAAUUUUGGAAAAAUAGAUACUACUACAGAUACAUCACGCUCACCAAGAUCAUGCAAUGAGCGACAGUUUGAAGAAGAUGCAAUCAUAUUGAAAGUAAUAGAAGGUUAUUGUCUUUCUGUAAAUGCUAGAUUCACUGUACAUUCUGGAGAGUCUAAUACUAUGUUAGAUUAUGAGUCAUCACAAAAAUCACGGGAUAGGAUAUCACUGAUGCAUAAUAGAGGCAAUUGGGAAUCUUGUAAUGAUAGGAUAUUAUCGGAAACUGUUAAAACCUUGAAGAAUCAAAUGACUGAUUUGCAAUCACAAAUGUCGCUACUAACAAAACAAUUGGACGAGGAGAGAAGAUCGCGGCUCUCAUUAGCUGCUACGGUAAAACGUAGCAUGGGAGUUAUAGACGGAUGAGGAUAAAUCAAAGAAUUAUGUAACAUAAAGAAUGUUAAAAAAUUAAAUUUUACAAUGUUCAUUUCAUACAUGCAAGUUUUAAAAUGCAUAAUAUAUCGCGUGUUGGAAUGUUUUCAUAAAAUUUAUUAUUUUUAUGAUAUAUGUGAUAAGUAUAAGAUAGACAUAUACAUAUAAAGAAAUUAUUUAUGUAUUUUUCUAGCAUAUUGUAUACACCCGACAAUAAAGAAGAUACCCAGAAA